Molecule: messenger RNA, 1590 nt
Organism: Acanthosepion pharaonis
Lineage: Eukaryota; Metazoa; Mollusca; Cephalopoda; Sepiida; Sepiidae
Source: the annotation of a GenBank genome assembly
AUGAAUUUCUUUCUUUCUUUCUUUCUUUCUUUCUUUCUUUCUUUCUUUCUUUCUUUCUAUUUAGUCCAGUUUGAAUCUAUCUAUCUAUCUAUCUAUCUAUCUAUCUAUCUAUCUAUCUAUCUAUCUAUCUAUCUAUCUAUCUAUCUUUUGAAUCUAUCUAUCUAUCUAUCUAUCUAUCUAUCUAUCUAUCUAUCUAUCUGUUUUGUCCAGUUUGAAUCUAUCUAUCUAUCUAUCUAUCUAUCUAUCUAUCUAUCUAUCUAUCUAUCUAUCUAUCUAUCUGUUUUGUCCAAUUUGAAUCUAUCUAUCUAUCUAUCUAUUCAACAUUUUAAAUAUCUAUCUAUCUUUUCUAUCUGUUAUGUCCAGUUUGAAUCUAUUUUUCAUUUUAUCUUUGGUAUCUAUCUAUCUAUCUAUCUAUCUAUCUAUCUAUCUAUCUUGUUUAAUUUGAACGCAUGCAUCUAUCUAUCUAUCUAUCUAUCUAUCUAUCUAAAUAGACAAUAUCUAUCUAUCUAUCUAUCUAUCUAUCUAUCUGUUUUGUCCCUAUUUAUCCUUUUUUUCAAUUGCUUUUUUUCAUCCCUUUUUUUUUCCUUCUUUCUUUUCUCAUCAUUUGAUUUCUUUCUAUUUUUCUUUUCUUUUUCCUUAUUUAUUUUUCCUUUCUUUAUUUUUUCUCGUUUUCUUCCAUAUUUUUCUUUUCAUUCCUUCUUUCGUUCAUUCUUUCCUUUUUUCUUUCUUUCUAAAGUUAUUUUUUCGUUCACAUUUUCUAUUCAUUUUUUUCUUUACUUUCUCCAUUUUCUUUUUUCCUUCUUUACUUUUCCUUUCUUUUUUUUAUAUUUUUUCGCUCUUUCAUAUUUUUCAUUCUUUCUUUCUUAUUUGCUUGAUUUAUUUUCCUUUCUUUUUUCUUUCUUUCUUUACUUUUUCUUCCUUCCGUCUUUUUUAUUUUCUUUCUUGUUUGAUUUUUUUUCUUUCUUUCUUUUUUGCAAGUUACAUUUUUCUUUCAAAAUUCCUAUUUAUUUUUUUUCUUUCUUUCUCUUUUCAUGCUUUGAUUUCUUCCUAUUUUUCAUUCUUUUCAUUCUUGACUUAUCUUUCUCGUCUUCUAUACUUUUACCACGUCCGUAUUUUGCUCUUCUUUCUUUUCUUUUCAAAAUUGCUUAUUUUUUCGUUCUUAUUUUUUGUUUAUUUCAAAUUCUUUCUGUAUUUUCCCCAUUCCUUCUUUCUUUCUCUAUUUACUCUUUUUUUCUUUCGCUUUCACAUUUUUUUCAUUUGUUUUUUCCAAUAUUUCUUUUCCGACUGAACCGCCGUCUCCAAAAAAUUUUGUCCGGAAAUAUUUUAAUCCAAGCAAAAGUCGAACGAAAGUCCCAUCUGCUUCUUUCCUUUUUCUCUCCCGGCGUUCCUGGCUUCGAUUUUGUUUUCCCAAUCCUUUGUGGCAGCUUAAAAUUGCCCGUGGGCUGGGGGUGCAAGGCGAAACCAUUUCUCCAGAGGGCGUUCUUCUCCUACCCCAGGGACCGGGCCAGCGGUGUCUGCAGGCAAAGAAAUGGCAGACGUUCAAGACGCGAGCAGAAUUCGAUCACGAGUCCAACGGCCGUCAAUAUAUGA